This is a messenger RNA of Choloepus didactylus (southern two-toed sloth), 399 nucleotides long. It is a transcript of the gene HCRT, whose product is annotated as hypocretin neuropeptide precursor. The record is from RefSeq and is a predicted model, not a curated record. The transcript is spliced from 2 exons. Gene Ontology annotation, biological process: feeding behavior; neuropeptide signaling pathway. The coding region runs from base 1 to 399 and encodes 132 amino acids. NCBI's taxonomy places the organism in Eukaryota, Metazoa, Chordata, Mammalia, Pilosa, Megalonychidae.
AUGAACCCUCCCUCCACCAAGAUCUGCUGGGCUGCCGUGAUGCUGCUCCUGCUGCUGCUGCUGCCGCCCGCGCUACUCUCGCCCGGGGCGGCUGCACAGCCCCUGCCUGACUGCUGCCGCCAGAAGACGUGCUCCUGCCGCCUCUACGAGCUGCUGCACGGCGCGGGCAAUCACGCGGCCGGCAUCCUCACGCUGGGCAAGCGACGGCCCGGGCCCCCUGGCCUCCAGGGCCGGCUGCAGCGCCUCCUGCAGGCCAGCGGCAACCACGCGGCGGGCAUCCUGACCAUGGGUCGUCGCGCAGGCGCAGAGCCCACUCCGCGCCCCUGCCCCGGGCGCCGCUGUCCCGUCGCGGCCGCGGCCGCCACCGCCGCUGCGCCUGGGGGACGGUCGGGUGUCUGA